AUGUUUGCAGGAUACAGCUCGAAGAAACGCAUCAACGAGCGGUACAAGAUCGUAGGCUUCAUCAGUAGCGGGACCUAUGGACGCGUCUACAAAGCAGAAGGCAAGAAUGGCCGCAUCGGAGAAUUCGCCAUCAAGAAGUUCAAGCCGGAUAAGGAAGGCGAACUUCAGUACUCUGGCAUCUCACAGUCCGCAAUAAGGGAAAUGGCUCUCUGCACGGAGCUGGCACACUCUAAUGUUGUUCACACGUCCGAGAUCAUACUAGAAGACAAGUGCAUCUUCAUUGUCUUUGAAUAUGCAGAGCACGAUCUUCUCCAGAUCAUCCACCACCACAAUCAGCCUCAGCGCCAAGCCAUACCGGCACGAACCAUCAAGUCGAUAUUAUACCAGCUGUUGAAGGGUCUUGUUUACCUUCACCGUAACUGGGUCAUGCAUCGCGACUUGAAGCCCGCUAACAUCAUGGUUACGAGAGAGGGGAAGGUCAAGAUUGGGGAUUUGGGUCUAGCUCGUCUCUUCCACAAGCCUCUUCAGUCAUUGUUUUCGGGCGAUAAGGUUGUCGUCACGAUCUGGUACCGAGCACCAGAGUUACUGCUUGGCAGUCGCCACUACACACCAGCGGUCGAUCUUUGGGCUGUAGGCUGCAUCUUUGCUGAACUACUGUCUCUGCGGCCUAUCUUCAAGGGCGAAGAGGCGAAGAUGGACAACAAGAAGACUGUGCCCUUCCAGCGUAACCAGAUGCAGAAGAUUGUCGAGGUCAUGGGCUUGCCAAGUAAAGACCGCUGGCCACUACUGCCCGCUAUGCCUGAGUAUCCCCAGCUUACGUCGCUCAUCGCGGGUAACGCAGCACGCUAUCCUCGCCCGCAGGGUGACGGCCUAGAACGAUGGUACCACCAGACACUGAAUAACAACCACUACCCUGUUGGUACCGGACCGGACACGCCUGGCCAGGAAGGAUUGUCCCUCCUCAAGCAGCUUCUCGAGUACGACCCACUCAAGCGCCUGACAGCUGAGAAGGCGCUCGAGCAUCCGUACUUUACCGUACACGGCAAGCCUGCGGAGAGCUGUUUUGAGGACUCCAAGAUCAAGUAUCCUGUUCGAAGAGUCAGCCAGGAGGACAACGACAUCCGUACGUCCGGCCUGCCAGGCACGAAGAGGAGCGGGCUGCCAGAUGACUCGUUGAUCGGCCGACCAGCAAAGCGUCUCAAGGAAGGAUGA
Messenger RNA from Didymella exigua CBS 183.55, 1212 nucleotides. Its product is annotated as serine/threonine-protein kinase MAK. Gene Ontology annotation, molecular function: ATP binding; cyclin-dependent protein serine/threonine kinase activity; RNA polymerase II CTD heptapeptide repeat kinase activity. The transcript is spliced from 2 exons. Lineage: Eukaryota; Fungi; Ascomycota; Dothideomycetes; Pleosporales; Didymellaceae. Gene Ontology annotation, biological process: protein phosphorylation. Bases 1 to 1212 code for a protein of 403 amino acids. The record is from RefSeq and is a predicted model, not a curated record. Gene Ontology annotation, cellular component: mediator complex; nucleus.